GUCCGCUCGCUUCUUUCCUUGCUCUUCCCUUCCUUCGAACGAGAUAGCCUCCCACGCCCGCAACCCAGCACUUCUUCGGCCCAGCGCAACCAUGGGCCCGCAGCGAUACGAGCGGGUAGCAGCGAACGACGACGACGACGACACUGUCGAUACACCCCAGAGCCCUCAAGCGCCGUUCGCAAUCCCCGCCUCGCCACCCCCAUCGUUCCACAGCCGCGCCUCAUCACCCGCCGCCGCCGCUUCGCGCCGUCUCCUGUCCGACGAUCCGCUAGCCAACGACGCAGACGGCACGCUCGCAGACACAUUCGAUGCGGAUUCAGAUGACGAUGAAGACGAGAGCGAUGAUCGACAGCGACUUAUGCGGGGAAACCCAGACGAGCAGCGGGAGGCAGACGACAACACGCUGAGGCCAGUGAGGCCCGGCCGGCAAAGAAGCGUGACACAGCUGCCCGUCUUCAACACAGUCGCACCAACUGGCGGCCGGAUAUACGGCGGAGGACAGAACGACGGCGUGUGGGCGAACCUCAGCGCAAAGCCGACAAGAGGCGAAGAGGCAGAGGAGAAGCCUCCGACCUACGAACAAGCCGCCGCAGACGCUACGCCCCCGUACUGGGAAACCACGAUCCUCGCGCCCGGCACCUUCGGCGACGAGGUCUUUGUCGAAGGCCUUCCCGUCGGCUCUGUUUUCUCCUUCAUCUGGAACGCCAUGAUCUCCAUGUCCUUCCAGCUCGUCGGCUUCCUCCUUACGUAUCUCCUCCACACCACGCACGCCGCCAAAAACGGCUCCCGCGCAGGCCUCGGCAUCACCCUCGUCCAGUAUGGCUUCACCAUGAAAUCAGCCUCCAACCUCUCGCCCGGAAACGACUCGCCAGGCGGCGGCUUCGACGGCGGCGUCCCCAGCGACCCCAACAGCCACGACUUCGAUCCAAACGCGCUGGGCGGCGGUGGUGUCACGGGCAACGAGACGCCUACAAGCUCAGAUAUUAGCAGCAGCGAUUGGCUUGCGUACGGGCUGAUGAUUGUGGGGUGGUUCAUCUUGAUCAAGAGCAUAAGCGACUUUGUCCGAGCGCGGCGGCACGAGCAGCUUGUGCUGCAGUCGCCCGACCGGGGACUGGGCGUUGCCGUGAUUGCUGAGGGGGAGAGCCCCGAGAGGAGCGUCUAGACUAUCGCGAUGAAUGUUUCCUUGGUCUCUUUUCUAUCAUUUUCUCUCUUCUUCAUUGUAGCAAGCGCCAUUGAUAUCUAGGGUAUGGAGUUUGCUGGAUUGGGCUGGAUGGGUUGGAUAGCAUGGACGGGUGGGUGUAUGUCGCAUGCACAUGCAAGUUCAUAUUGGGUAGAUUUGGGGAGGGGAAGAGGGGGAGAGUGGAAGGGAGUGUUCAAGAGAACAAAUAUGCGCAUACGCACGACGUUUUUCUUUAUGUCACAUAGGAAGCGUGCGAGGGAUUGGAAUUGGAAACAUGAUAUCCAUUUUGACAUCUGAGAGAUCGCCUGAGCUGUAGUGGCAGUGUUGUACAUGAUGCGCUAAACUUCUGCGUUAUUCCAUCUAGCCAAGUGACAUGCUCCACGCGCAUUCGCUGCACAAGGCAGCGUGAUU
Molecule: messenger RNA, 1591 nt
Organism: Paraphaeosphaeria sporulosa
Lineage: Eukaryota; Fungi; Ascomycota; Dothideomycetes; Pleosporales; Didymosphaeriaceae
Exons: 3
Coding region: 92-1162 (356 amino acids)
Biological process (GO): ubiquitin-dependent protein catabolic process; metal ion transport; vacuolar transport
Cellular component (GO): endoplasmic reticulum; Golgi apparatus; perinuclear region of cytoplasm
Source: RefSeq, a predicted model, not a curated record